This is a messenger RNA of Aureobasidium namibiae CBS 147.97, 1419 nucleotides long. RefSeq names its product PAP/OAS1 substrate-binding domain-containing protein. The record is from RefSeq and is a predicted model, not a curated record. The annotation marks the transcript as partial. Gene Ontology annotation, biological process: RNA 3'-end processing. Gene Ontology annotation, molecular function: RNA uridylyltransferase activity. NCBI's taxonomy places the organism in Eukaryota, Fungi, Ascomycota, Dothideomycetes, Dothideales, Saccotheciaceae. The transcript is spliced from 2 exons.
CUGGCUACUCAGGAGAUCUCAAAGACGCAGAUGCUAAAUUCUGAGAUCGCAAUGAAGGAUGCCUUCCGUAUCAAGUUGCAACAAAUCUUUGAAAAUCUCCAAUCUCCGGAUCUAGAGAACCCUUUGCCUUCUGUAGAGCUCGCUAGUUUUGGCAGUCUCAGUUCCGGCUUUGCCACUGCUGGUUCGGAUAUGGAUUUGGCCAUCGUCACCUCCUCUGAGCAUGACUUGAGCCAGCAUUUUUCUCCGCAUGAGAACGGCCUCGCCCGAGUUCUUGAAAAGCAGCUACUCGAACACGGUAUUGGCGCUCGCUUACUUACCCGUACGCGUGUGCCAAUCAUCAAAAUCUGUGAACAACCAACACCGGAACUCUUGGACGCUCUCCGGGAAUCUCGCGAGAAGUGGGACAACCUGCCUGAAGACGAGAAGUAUUCCACUUCCAAGCCGUCCGCCGAUGAAACAAACUCCAAGAAAGGCACUACUGAUACUCGAGCUCUGCCCUCUCAGCCUGAGUCUCCGAGCGAGGGCGCUCAGUCUUCCGUGCAGGAUGGUGUGGUCUCUCAAGAAGAACCACCAGCAGACGAAAACACACAACAGCCUCACCAGGAGCAGUCACAAGACAAACAGGCGAAUCGUCAACGAAACGACAGAAGUUGGCGUCGCGAGAAGGCCGCUGGUCCUCUAGACUUCCCUAGUGAUGGUGUCGGCAUACAAUGCGAUAUCAAUUUCUUCAACCCUCUAGGUAUUCACAACACCCAGAUGUUGCGAUGCUACUCAAAGUGCGAUCCCAGAGUCCGGCCCAUGGUGCUGUUCAUCAAGUCGUGGGCUAAGCGAAGAAAGAUCAACUCUUCCUACUCAGGCACCUUGUCAUCGUAUGGUUAUGUGCUGAUGGUCCUGCAUUACCUCAUCAAUGUCGCACGUCCGCCUGUUCUACCCAAUCUACAACACGAGGCCGAGGCUGAUGGUGUACCGCCCACUAUGAUCGAUGGUCACGAAGUUUGCUUUUUCGAUAGGGAAGACAUAAUCGAAACUCGUGCCAGCCAAGGUGUUGUCACCCAGAACAAGGAGUCCCUCGGCAGCUUGCUCGUUGGCUUUUUCAGGUACUACGCCGUUAAUUCAGGCGGUUUCUUCUGGACGCGUGAUGUGCUCAGCUUGCGAACCCAGGGCGGCCUACUAUCCAAGGACCAAAAGGGCUGGACGGGUGCAAAGACCGAACACAACGAGAGUAAGGAAGUGCGCCACCGCUAUCUCUUUGCCAUCGAGGAUCCUUUCGAGACUACACACAAUGUUGCGCGAACUGUCACGCACAAUGGCAUUGUGGCUAUCAGAGAUGAGUUCCGUCGUGCAUGGCGCAUCAUUCUUGCUGUUGGUCGCAGAGAUGAGCCUGAAGGCGGCCUUUUUGACGAAUUGACUGAAGCCGAA